Messenger RNA from Bombina bombina (fire-bellied toad), 1796 nucleotides. RefSeq lists its product as uncharacterized. The transcript has 7 exons. The coding region runs from base 1 to 741 and encodes 246 amino acids. The record is from RefSeq and is a predicted model, not a curated record. Lineage: Eukaryota; Metazoa; Chordata; Amphibia; Anura; Bombinatoridae.
AUGGAAUACAACGUGACCACACCUGGUCACGAGGUGCAUCGUGUGGCUAUUCAGACAAUUGACAGGAUCCCUAGAUUUGACAACAGAUUACAACAAGCCACCAGAAGUUGCUCAACACCUUUCCACAAAGUGAAAAGACUACACCCUCCGCUCCAAGCUCUGGAUUGCAGUUCCCAGGGAUCAGAAUGUGCUAGUUGUAUCUCAAGCCAGGAACUCACACUGAUGGCAAAGUCAAUCUUCAAGCAAAGCAAAGCAGAACAUGAGCUGGCUGCUAGUUGGGCCAGAGACAGGAUACACUGUGACACAAGUGAGAAGAGGAGCAGAGAAAUAAACACACAAGGUCAACCGAAGGACUGUCAUACAGAAAGACAUCUGAUUGUGUUUCUGCAGCAGACAUCUCAGGGUGAUGAGGAGCUGAAGAAUGAAAUUAUUCCACAAAAGAAUGGGGUAACAGUAGGUCAUCCUGAGGAUUGUCCAGCAGUUUUUCAACCUCAGCACGGACGACUGCUGAAGGCCCGUCUUAAACCUCUGAGACCAGUCUAUAUUCAGGGGCCAACAGUAGCAGAGUGUAAAGGCAUGAUUCCAGAAAGGAUCCAGACUAGUUCAGGAUUAGAGAGCUUGAGCAUGCUACAGAAACAGUUAUUUGGGAAUACAUCUUUUCACAUGCUAAGCAUGGGGACAUCAAAAAGAAUACUCCAUACAUCCCUCAACUCACUGGAUAAUCAAGGAAAAAACCUCUGAUAUAAACAUGUGAUAUUUUAGAACUCUCUUCAAAUAUGCAUACAGGGAAAGUAAUAAUUUCCAACCUGAAACUCAAACGUAAAAGACUUCAUGUUUGUGGGGAGCAACUAUUUAUUAAAAGGGAUGUUAAACACUAAAUAAAUCAUUGCUUGAGUGAUGGAUUCAGAGCAAAGAUUAGCUUGAGAAUAAUCUGUACAUGUUUUUUUUUAAUCAUAUUAAUUAUUUAACAAUUGAAAAAAUUAUGGUAAAGAUAAUGUCCAUAAAUCAGUCUGCGCCGCCAUAUUGUAACUUAGGUUCCCUUUUCUGCUGAGGCCAAUUAGGAAUGGUUAUAAAUUGCUUACUUGAGAGUGCAACCAAUGACUGUGUGGUUUAAAGCUGUGUCUGCACUUUCAUGUUUAACAGGAAUUGUAAAGCCCACAAUAUUCAGAGUUAAAUUACAUAAAAGGAGAACAAAAUAAAAUAAUGAAACUAUAUUACAAACUUGUUUUACUACAUGUAAUUAAACAAUUUAUAUUAAUAUAUUCAGAUGUUUAAUGUCCCUUUAAAAUUUCGUGCUCUAUCUGAAUCAUGAAGGAAACAUUCUGGUUAGUGUCUAUUUAAUCCUAUACUGUUGCUUACCAUGUACGCUAUAAAAAUAAUUCAAACAGACACAUUUGGGGGCAUUUUCUCAUAUUUGAGUAUUUCUGCAAAGUAAUUUUCUAAUGGUCUGCUGAAAAAAAAAGACAAUGUAUAAUGUGUAUUGAUACCUCACAGAAUAAGUACCAAAAAGAUAUUAGACUAUAAUUAGAUUCAGGACGGGCAUAUGAAAUGUAUCACCAGCAAAGGAAUUAAUCCAAUUAUGUGCAUAUUUGUUCUACCUUUCUAUCUGUUUAUCUAUUAAUAAAUACAUGUUUGUCUUAUAUACCUUUUGCUAACUGCAUUGAAAUACAUUUAUCAAUGUUUUUAACAAACUACACAUAAAUAGGAUAAAAUAGUUAUGUGUUAACUUACUAAAACAAAAAUUGCUAUAUCUUAUAAUAAAGCACUCUGAAUUAGAAGUGUAAUGUCCCUUUAAA